Messenger RNA from Dendronephthya gigantea, 2606 nucleotides. Its product is annotated as cytochrome P450 3A7-like. Gene Ontology annotation, molecular function: monooxygenase activity; heme binding; oxidoreductase activity, acting on paired donors, with incorporation or reduction of molecular oxygen. Lineage: Eukaryota; Metazoa; Cnidaria; Anthozoa; Malacalcyonacea; Nephtheidae. Bases 1322 to 2461 code for a protein of 379 amino acids. The transcript has 4 exons. The record is from RefSeq and is a predicted model, not a curated record.
AACGAGUUUCAUUUUCGGCACCAUUUACCGACGUACGAAUUGACUUUGCUGCCUGAGCCGUUAUAUGUACGCGACAAGAUCUCAAAAAAUGCCUACGUGUGUAUCUUUACGUGUGUUUCUUCUCGCGUGGUGCAUUUCGAACUGAUUAAAGAUAUGAAUUCCUCCAAGCCAACAACAAAUGAAUUCCUCCAAGCCUUGAGUCGUAUUGUAGGAGAGUCCUCUCUUUGCGAAACAAUUUGGUCCGAUAAUUAAUGCGUAAACAUUCAAAUCUGACCGAAAGAUCCAAAAGCUUUACUUGGCACAGUCAACGGACUCUAACAAAUUAUUGAGUCAUAUUAAUCUAGCUGAAGUUAGAGCUAAACUUUCAAGCAAGGGAAUAAAGUGGAAAUUAAUUGUCGAGCGCGCACAAUGGCAAGGCGGAUAGUUGGAAAAACUUGUAUGUUCGGUGAAGGAGGAAUGCUGGGGAAAUCACAUCUAUCGUUCACAGAACUUACGACAGUGUCAGUCAGGAUCGAAGCAUUUCCUCAGGAAGGAAGACGGUAAAUGUCUGUCUGUCUUUCUUUAUGUAGCUACCUGUCAUCCCACAAACAGCUCCAUUUAGGCAAGCACAAAGUUCACUAAGAAAUCAAACAGACCAGAAUGUCAAUGAAAUACAAGGUAGACAAACAAGUGAAACAAUAUCGUCGCCAGUUCAACCAAAAAUAUGUGGCGAUUUCAAUAAAGAUGAUAAUUUAUGCGCCACAAAAUCAAUCAGAUAUAUGAGGAUAUCGUCUUGUGGAGACGUAACGUAUUUAAACUCCCAAAUGGAACGGCGAGAAAGACAUUUAUUGCAGAAAUAACAAAGUGGAUUGACUUUUGCAACCACGAUGCAAUAGAGUAUAAAGAUAUUGCAUUGAAAGCUUUGGUGGUGAUGUCUGCCUUACUUCUCCAAAAGCCAUCAUUAUUCAAAUCGACAGCAAAACAACAUUUCCUAGCCUCACAAAACGAUUGAAUAAGUGGGAACAGUGUGAAUUGAUCGAACUACUUUGUGAAGCCAAAACGAUUCAAGGGAAACUGACAACAAUGCACAGUGGUAAAAAAUAAAGAGCGUUGGCCAAAACCUUUGCAAAGCUCGGGCUGGAAGGAAAAAUUAAAGCCGCAAUGAAACUCCUUGAUCUCCAAGGUGGUAUUGGGGUACUCCCACUAUCACAAAGCACCAUAGAUGGGUUGAGAAAAAACACCUUGUGGGAAGUGAAGCCGAUCCAUCAGUGUUAUUAAAAGGCAAAGCACUGUUUUGUCGAUCCUGUAAUGUUUCAAGGUAUUACAGAAUCCCCUAUUGUGAAUGCAGCCCUACGAACAAGGGGUUCGAGUAUCCCCUCUGGUUUCGACGCUGAAGGUUGGAGGAGAAUUCUGGUGUCAAAGAAUUUUGGAACAAGUGUAUUGGGAAAGCAGAAUAGAAAUGACGUCACAGAAUAGAGAUCGUAAAGAGAGUCGCCUGCCCGUGCAAAACGAUUUGACGCGGCUGGCAUUGGAUGCAUUAGGUGAAUGUGUAUUUGGCUAUGAUUUUGAUACCAUAAAAAGCGGUGAUUCCGCAUUAUCCCUUGCGUUCAUCAAUGUGUUCUCUGGCGUAAAUCAGGGUGUGGGUUCGUUGACGCAACUGCUUGUUAACUACUUCCCAUUUCUUAAAUGGCAUAUUGAAUCGCUUAAAAAACGUCGUGAGGGGGUUGAAAUCAUCUCGAAACUUACGAAGCAGGUAAUCCAAGCUAAGAUUGAUAAGAAAACAGAACAGAAAACCACACGAAAAGAUCUACUAGAUCUUCUUCUUGAAGCAGUUGAUGACGAGACAGGCAAAGGUAUGGAUGAAGAGGAAUUGUUUUCUCAGAUAUUCAUAUUUUUAUUCGCUGGACAUGAAACAAGUGCAGUCUCCAUGUCAUGGUUACUCUAUUUCCUUGCCCAAAAUCCUGACGUGCAAAAAAGACUUCGCCAGGAAGUUAAAAUUACAUUAAAUGAGAAAGAAGAGUGCUGGGAAACCUACGAUUCAAUGGAGUACCUUACAGCCGUGGUUAAUGAAUCAUUGCGCCUUCGACCAUCAGCACCGGUGUACCGUAGAAAAGUAAUACAAGAGGACAACAUACUGGGGUACAAGAUACCUGCUGAUUCCGUGAUUGUUAUACCUCUCUACGCCCUCCAUCGUAAACCUGAGUAUUGGUCAGAUCCAAAAACUUUCAAUCCGGAGAGAUUUUUGGAACCAAACAGACAAAAUAAUCCUAACCACCGUUAUGCAUUCAUUCCAUUUUCCUCUGGUCCUCGAAUCUGCGUUGGUUAUAGAUUUGCUUUGAUGGAGAUGAAGGUCGUACUUUCUGCCUUGAUCCGAAGAUUUUCAUUUUCAAUGAUUCCUGGAAUGUCGUUCGAAGGCUCCAUUUCGGUUACUUACAAACCUAAGCCCAAUAUGGAACUUUUGGUGCGAACAAUUACAGAGUAAAAACUAAAAAGAGACAAACGAGGGGUGGGAAACAACAGUAAUGAUGGCAACUACAACAUAAAUACUGUAAAGAAUGUAGCUUCCUGUAAUAGUAGAAUUCCUGUGAAGAAUGUAGCUACUUCGUUAAUUAUACCACAAUGAAGAU